AUGCCGGGGCGCGAGGCCGAGCGGCGCGGCGCGCUGUGCCUGGGGCUGCUGUUGCACGCCCUUCUGGGCUGCGGCUCGGCGCAGCCGCCCGCUGCCUGCCCGGCCCCCUGCGAGUGUUCGGAGGCGGCCAAGACGGUGAAGUGCGUGAACAAGAACCUGACGGAGGUGCCGCCCGACCUGCCGCCCUACGUGCGCAACCUCUUCAUCACCGGCAACCGCCUGGACCGCCUGCCCGCCGGCGCGCUGUCCGCCCCGCGCCUGGCCGAGCUGGGAAGCCUCAACCUCAGCGGCAACCACCUGCGGGCCGUGGAGGCCGGCGCCCUGGCCGCCCUGCCCGCCCUGCGGCAGCUGGACCUCGGCGGCAACCCGCUGGCGGAGCUCAGCCCUCUGGCCUUCGGGCAGGCCGGCCCGCUGGAGGAGCUGGCCCUGCGCGGGGCCCUGCGGAAGCAGGACGCGCUUCUUGGUCUGGCUGCCCUGCUGCAGGCUGGGGCCCUCCGCAACCUCAGUCGCCUGGAGCUGGCCGACAACGGGCUGCUGUUGCUGCCCGCCGGCAUGCUGGGCGCACUGCCUGCUCUGCGGCACCUAGACCUCAGCAACAACUCGCUGGUGGGGCUGCGGAACGUCUCCUUCCAGGGGCUGGUUCGUCUGCAGAGCCUCAACCUCAGCGACAACUCGCUGGGAGUGCUGCGGAAUGGCACCCUGGCCCAGUGGCGCGGGCUGCCCGCCCUGCAGCGCAUCAGCCUCAGCCGCAACACCUGGGUGUGCGACUGUGCCAUCGAGGACAUGGUGGCCUGGCUCAAGGAGAGCGACCAGGUGGAGGGCAAGGAGGCCCUGAGCUGCGCCUUCCCCGAGAAGAUGGCGGGCAGAGCCCUGCUGAAACUCAACGCGUCAGAGCUCAACUGCUCCACACCCGUGGACGUGCCCUCCCAGCUACAGACUUCCUACGUCUUCUUAGGGAUAGUCUUGGCUCUCAUCGGGGCAAUUUUCCUCCUGGUUUUGUACUUGAACCGAAAAGGGAUCAAAAAGUGGAUGCACAACAUCAGAGAUGCCUGCAGGGAUCACAUGGAGGGAUAUCACUACAGGUAUGAGAUCAACGCCGACCCCAGGUUAACAAACCUCAGCUCCAACUCGGACGUCUGACAGCGCCGCGGCAGUGGCCGUGCACCAUAGCUAUGCAUGACAUAUAGACUGAUGCUUUGCCCUCGUGCUCGCUUCCCUUUCCCCAGAGAAAUCUCGGACAUGCUCACAGCAUGAAGGGGAUAUGCCUCUGUGCGUUGCUCAUUGCCAUCCUCCCUUUGUUCUGAGACGCCGGGCAGCUGCGCAUGGUGUUGCACUGCACGCAAGAAACAAGCUGCUACUUCUCCUCUUCCUUACCAGUUCUCAUGGUGGGAAAUUUUUUCAAGAUCUCAAAAGAGAAAAGGAUACUGUGCUACAAAGCCACCGGAGUUUAUAGCAGAUACAUACACACACACCCCCCACCCACACACACACAAUUAUUCAACAAAACCUGCCUCAACUUUUUGAGAAAAACGUUAAAUCCUCUGUGCCAGUUUUAAAUCUUGUAUAUCUGCAUCCUGAUGAUAAUGUUUCCAUUUCAUAGACUUAACUUUGGAUUUAGAAAAACAAAAAAAACUCCUUUUAACAAGUCCUCUGUUACAAAGAAGGAAAUCAAACAGUGAGCACGCACAAAUACUUCUUAGUUUAACAUGUUAGGACACUUACAGUCUCAGUGAAUCACUUACUAUUUUGUACUGUAAUUUUUGAUUGCAGUUUACCUGAAAAUGGAUUUUUUUUUUCUAUACAUAAACUGCAUCUAAACUCCAUUUGAACUGUUCAAUUCAAUAAACAGUCUUGCAAGAACUUGUGUGGAAGUUUCCUGUUUAAUGAGAAAUGAAUGGACAUCUAAGAAUGUUAAUAACUUUGUGGGCUCUGGAGUAAUAGCCCUCGGCAGUACUCCGAAUAAAAUCUUGUACGUGUGUAGCUUCGAGAUAUAAAUGUUGAUAAUGGUUCUGUGAUGUACACUUUAAGAAUUACACUGAUUACGACGAGAGUGGUUCCACUUGGCACAAAAAUCCCUGAUCUGCUCUCUUGAGACAACUGCAAAAUGUCAGGACGGAUGCGAGGGUCUGUCUAGCUGGGAAGGUAGAAGCUGAAUUUACAUUAGGUUUUCUCUACCAUAUUGAAAAACAUUCAGAUUAAAAUGUGGAGUUGGUAAGCUAAAGAAAAUUGUACCUGAAUGGAAUUGUUUUUUUAUA
Molecule: messenger RNA, 2255 nt
Organism: Centrocercus urophasianus (Greater sage-grouse)
Lineage: Eukaryota; Metazoa; Chordata; Aves; Galliformes; Phasianidae
Gene: TPBG
Product: trophoblast glycoprotein
Exons: 1
Coding region: 1-1140 (379 amino acids)
Biological process (GO): negative regulation of canonical Wnt signaling pathway
Cellular component (GO): plasma membrane
Molecular function (GO): protein binding
Source: RefSeq, a predicted model, not a curated record